GUGGUCUGCGGCCGCAUGAUGGCGGAUGCUGGAGAAGACUCCAGAGCGCUCUUCCGGGCUGGCGUCCGCGCGGCGCUGGAGGCCUGGCCGGCCUUGCAGAUCGCUGUGGAGAAUGGCUUUGGGGGCGUGCACAGCCAGGAGAAGGCUGAGUGGCUGGGGGUUGCAGUGGAGGAGUACUUUUUCCGCAAUGGGCCCUGUCCUUUCCUACUCAGCUGACUUGGAGCUAGAUGAGGUGGAGGACUUCCUCGGGGAGCUCAUGACGAAUGAGUUUGAUACAGUUGUGGAGGAUGGAAGUCUGCCCCAGGUGAGCCAGCAGCUGCAGACCAUGUUCUACCACUUCCAGAGGGGUGAUGGGGCUGCUCUGAAGGAGAUGGCCUCCCACAUCACCCAAAGAAAGUGCAAGGUCAGAGCCACUGCACUUACGCCAGCCAGAGAGACUGAUGAGGAUGAGGAUGCGGACAGCGUGGAGGAGAUGGAGGUCACAGCCACGAAUGAUGGGGCAGCUACAGAUGGGGUCUGCCCCCAGCCUGAGCCCUCUGGUCCAGACUGCCAGACUAUUAAGGAAGAGGAUAUAGUGGAGGAUGGCUGGACCAUAGUCCGGAGAAAAAAAUGAGUGGGGCUGGAAAUGGUUUGGGCCCUUGUUUACUAGUUGUUUUGAGAUUUGUUUGUAGGGUUUUUUGGAGGGUUGUGGACUCCGGACUGGUUACCUGAUCUCUACCUGCUCCCCAUUCCUCCGUCCAGCUCCCUCCAGGGGAAGAAGAGCCCUAGGGUCCUUGGUCUUGGGGUGGUGAGACCUGGUUCACCACACCCUCUUGGGCCUUACGUUACUAUCUGAGUAAUGAGGCCUGGUUUCCCAGCACAGUGCCUCUUGGGUGCAGUCACUGUGAAGAGGGAGGGAUGAGUGGGUGUGGGUGUGGCUGGAGGAGAAGCUAAAUGCUGGUUGACAGUGGGCAGGUGGAUUUGUGAAGGGAGAGGACCAGCAGGAGAACCAAUACUCAGCAUUAGAGAAACCAGUACUCUUGCUCGAUCAGGAAUGGUGAGAUGAACAUGCAAACGGACGAGAGAUUAAAUACGUGAACGAAAGUAGCUGUGGGUACCUCUCCCUCUUCUCCCCCACCCCCUACACACACACACAGCAGCUCUGUAUCCCUGCCCAGAAAUUGGGACCUCUCAGAAACGUUCACUUCCUGCAGCCCAGCCUCCAGCCCUGGGUUCCUUCAGGAAGUCUAAGACCUUGGCUAGGUGGGGAGCUUGGGGGACCUGGGCUUUGUUUUCUCUCUCUUCCAACCUCUUUCCAAACUCUUCAUCCCAUCCAAGUCCAGUCAUGAGGCUUAAGACCUCAAUAAAUACCUUAUUGUUUAA
This is a messenger RNA of Diceros bicornis minor, 1362 nucleotides long. It is a transcript of the gene TSR2, whose product is annotated as TSR2 ribosome maturation factor. The coding region runs from base 26 to 613 and encodes 195 amino acids. Lineage: Eukaryota; Metazoa; Chordata; Mammalia; Perissodactyla; Rhinocerotidae. Gene Ontology annotation, cellular component: nucleus. The transcript has 5 exons. The record is from RefSeq and is a predicted model, not a curated record. Gene Ontology annotation, biological process: maturation of SSU-rRNA from tricistronic rRNA transcript (SSU-rRNA, 5.8S rRNA, LSU-rRNA).